Molecule: messenger RNA, 4205 nt
Organism: Hipposideros armiger (great roundleaf bat)
Lineage: Eukaryota; Metazoa; Chordata; Mammalia; Chiroptera; Hipposideridae
Gene: EFCAB3
Product: EF-hand calcium binding domain 3
Exons: 37
Coding region: 94-3978 (1294 amino acids)
Molecular function (GO): calcium ion binding
Source: RefSeq, a predicted model, not a curated record
AACUCUUUAUGUAAAAAAUCGCCAAAUCAGUACAACGUUCACAAGACUUUAUCACCGCUUUGUACAACUUCCUCAAUUAUUCGGAAAAAUGAAAUGCUUUCUAACCUGUACCAGACAAUAUAUGAUGAAGUACCUCAAGAAUACAUGUACUUGCAAGAAUUAAAUGCACUUCAAAAAGCCUGUAUAGUUUUUAGUAAAAUCCGAAGUGGUAAGAUUUAUGUGAAUGACCUGCCAAUGAUCCAUCACAUGUUGAAGAUUUCUUUAAGUGAUUCAGAAAUGCGAAAGGCACUAAAGACUAUUGAUAUUGACGUUAAUGGAAUACUGGAUUUUUCAGAUUUCCUUAAGGCUGUGAAUGAUGUUUGUUAUGUGGUCUCUCAGGAUCCAGCAUUCCAGGAUGCCUUGAAGAUUUUCUGUAGGAUAAAAGAUGGUCGAGUUGCAAUUGAUGAAGUGGCUGCUGUUUUGGAGAGCAUGGAUAUUCCUGUAAUCCCUGAAAUUUUUGAGGAAGUGAUAAAACAUGCUAGUGUUGAUAGUAACCAUAUGGUGGAUAUUGGUGAUAUUAUAUUUUCUUUGGAUGAACUGCAGCAACACUAUGAGGAUGUUCAAAAUGUCUGUGAAGCUAUCAAUAAACUCCAAGAAAAUUACAUUGCUGCAGAAGAACUUCAGUCCAUUUUGCCAUCAAUAGGAAUUACUUUAUCAGAUAAGGAGUUCAAGAAGAUUGUGACAGACACUGGUAGAAAUGAAAAUGGAAUGGUGAAAUUAGAUGACUUUAUAAGUGCACUCUCCAAGGAGCAAAGUCUUCCUGAAUGUGAUGUGUUAUUCAAUGUCAUUAAAGCCAUUGAUAAAAUUAAAGAUGAAAAUAUUGAUUAUGAAGAUCUGAAUACUUGUCUUCAAAAUUUUGGAGUUUACCUUUCUAAGGCAGAAUUUGAGAACAUCAUCAAGUUGACUGAAGGUCAUGAAACAAAGCAAGUGAAUUUUAAAGAAUUCAUUGAUACUAUGUUGAGGAACAAAGAACGCUUCUCCGAAAAAUUAUUAUCACCUGAUACUGUUGAAAACCCCCACGAUCUUGGUAAAGAGAAGAUGAGUGUUUCUGACCUGUGGAACACUCUGUCUCGUUUGAAUAGUAAUUUAAAAAAAGACAAAUUCCUAGCUGCACUGAAAUUAGCAACAAUUGAUGAAGAUGACAAAGUACAAAUUGAAGAAUUUGCAAAAGCAGUAAAGGAUAUGCAUGAUGCCUCUAUGUUAGAAGAGUUACAGGAGGUUGUCUUAGCUCUUGAUUUACUCGAAGGUGACAUGAUAGCUGGGAAGAACUUGGAAGGCUUUCUAAGAAAUAUUGGGAUUAAGUCACCUAAAGAAAAGGUAGAGGACAUUCUUCAAUCAGAUUUUAUUUCUGAAGACAACAUGGUAAAUGUUAAAAACUGUCUGAAGGCCUUGAGGGACACCCAGAAGUUUUCCAAUUGUAUUGGUUUUCCAGGAGGGAAGGUUAAUGUAAAUAACCUGGAUACUGUUUUAAAAGCCAUGAAAGUCAAGCUUAUGGAAAAGGAACUUGAUCUAAUAAAGAAUCCUCUGAGUGGAGAGGAAGUUGAUAUCAAUGAUGUGGAAACAGUUCUAGGAAACAUGGGGAUAGAGCUCACAGAAAAAGAACUCUCAGAACUGGUGAAUAAUCUGCCAGUUGAUAAUGGAAAGGCCUAUCAAAAAAGGUUGCUGGAUGUUAUAAAGUCUCUUAAAAGAGGAAAGAUUGAUUCCAGUAAAGUGGAUACAGUUUUGAAAAACAUGGGCGUGAACCUCACUGAAAAGGAGCUUAAAGAUCUAACACAAAACUUGCCAGUUGAUGUUAAUGGUAAGGUUGACCUGGAAAAGGUGAUGAAUGAAGUGAAACUUUUUUUAGGAAACAAAGCUGACACCAGUAAACUUGAAAGUGUUUUGGGAAACUUGGUGAUGGAGCUCACACCUAAUAAAAACUCAAACUUGCUGAAGACACUGCCAGCUAAUGCUGAUAGAGAAGUGUAUAAGAAAAGGUUGAUGAAGGGCAUAAAGUCUCUCAAACGAGGUAAUGUUUCUGUCAAUAAAGUGGAAACUCUUUUAGAAAAUAUGGGAAUCAACAUCACAGAAAAAGAAUUCAUGGAUCUAAUAGAAAGACUGCCAGAUGAUGAUGAAGGGAAGGUCAAACUAAGCAAGAAGAUUGAUACUAGUCAUCUGGAAAUUCUUCUGGAAAAUAUGGGAAUAAAGUUCACAGAAGAUAAAGGCACAGAACUACUGACCAAUCUUCCAGUUGAUGCCCAAGGAAGGGUGUAUAUGAACAGGCUGAUGAAAGAAUUAAGGUCUCUUGAAGGAGGAAAGUUUAGUGUCAAUGACCUAAGAGAUACUCCACAAAACGCUGGGUUUAGACUGGAAGCAAAUGAAAUCCAGGACCUGCAGACCCACCUACCAGUUACUGGGAAAAGAGUCAGUGUCAGCAACCUGGACGCCCUUAUGAAGAGCAUGGGACUCCAGUUUGAGAAAGAGGACUGUGAGGACUUACUGCACCACCUGUCGGUUGACAAAGAGAAGGCUGAUGUCAGUAAUCUGGACAAUGUGCUGAGGAAAAUUGGGCUCGUACUCACCGAUGAGGAGAAGGAGCUGCUGAAAACUCUGCCAAUUCACGACAGAGUUACUGACAACAUGGCAGUUUCUGACAGUAAGUUGAAACUUAAGCUGAAUCCUCUAACAAAGGUACCCAGCUCCCAUGGCAAGAGGGGUAAAGAUUUACCAGGAUCUCUCCCAUGCCAGUUAUGGCACAAAGAAAGGAAGUUGAGUGCUUCUCAAAUGCAAGCUUUCCACGAUGCCUACAACUUCUUUAACAAGGAUAAAACUGGCUCUAUUGAUUUACAUGGAAUGAUGUGCACAUUAGCUAAGUUGGGAAUGAAUCUUACCAAGCACGAUGUCUAUAAUGAAUUAAAAUGUGCUGAUGUUGAUCGAGAUGGAAAGGUGAAUUUCUCUGAUUUUAUAACGGUGCUGACAGAUAAGAACCUCUUUCUUAAGGCUGUGGUUCCAGAAAAGAAGAUCUGUUUAGAUUUAGCUGACAACCCAGGGAUUCUAUUGUUUGAAAUCCUAUCAAAGCUUGUAGAGACUUCAGCCUUACCCAAAAAGGCAAUAAUGGAAAUCGUAAGCUAUUUCCGAAGAAAAUUCCAGGAAAGCACCUCAGGAAUAUUGAGGAGUCCUUAUGCUCUGGGUUAUGGAAAAAGGAGAUUUAGCAGGCCAGACAUAUGCACACCCCUGAGCUCAAGCAUGGAUGCCUUUGCUAAUGCUGCCCGGAUUGCGAUGACAAGAGAAAAGGAUUUAUUUAAAUUUCUUGAAGAACUCAAGAGAUGCAAUCCUCCUUCAGAAAACCCAUAUUCAAAAAUACCCAUCUUUCCAUUGUUUCCUAAUGUGGAUGGGGUGGUGACGGGAAAGCCGUUCAAAGACAUGCAGAAAUUAGAAAUGCUAAGGAGAAAGGAGCCGCUGAAUUUCUUUGAGAACUAUUUUUUCCAAAAAAGAAAUUGGAAAACACAGGCAGCAAAUAUAAGGCCUGUUGACCUUGCCUCAGGCUAUCCAACUGACAUCCUCGCCAUUGACCAAAUACUCAAGAAAAAGCAGACUUGGACAGUGACUGAUGCAGCUGUUAUUAAACAGCAUGUGAAGAGAGCUACAGAUACCUGUAACUUAGGAAUUGCCCUAGAGCACCGGAAAGAAAUGCUCAACCUCUGGCGGAAGAUCCGAGGGGAUUUGAUCGGAAUAGACACUAAAAAUGAGUCUUUUUAUGACACCUUUUCUACUUAUACAUGGUCUUGGAAUGUUUGCCAAGAAUUACUUUCUCCGAAGGACUUAAGGUUACAUGAUGCCUAUGUGAAUAGAAAUUCCUUUCACAACUCUGCAUUCUCUUCCUAUUCAGAUGUCAAUGAAUGUGACACAGAGACAGGAAGAAAAAGAAAACGGAAAGGUCUCAAAGGGUUUCGACAAUGAAAUUUCUACAUUUUCUAAGCAGCUCAUUGCAAACUACUUUUUCACAGAUAUGAAAAUUAUGGUUUCUUGCUUUUUGUCUAGUACAUUCUUAGCAGCUGGAAACGUUGACAUCUUUUGAAUUCUGACCAGUAAAAACGUUUAAGUCAUAAUAUGGUUUCCCUUUCCUGAUUCUUUCUAGUAAAUCAAUGCUCUUCUGUUAUUUCUGUAGCAAUUGGCUGCACUAUGCU